Lytechinus pictus (painted urchin) is the source of this 2960-nucleotide messenger RNA. Its product is annotated as calcineurin subunit B type 1-like. The record is from RefSeq and is a predicted model, not a curated record. Gene Ontology annotation, molecular function: phosphatase binding; calcium ion binding; calcium-dependent protein serine/threonine phosphatase regulator activity. Bases 171 to 722 code for a protein of 183 amino acids. Gene Ontology annotation, cellular component: calcineurin complex. Lineage: Eukaryota; Metazoa; Echinodermata; Echinoidea; Temnopleuroida; Toxopneustidae. The transcript is spliced from 5 exons. Gene Ontology annotation, biological process: calcineurin-mediated signaling; protein dephosphorylation.
GCUGUUACGUUGACAACCAAGGAAGCCUUUAGUUUAAGUUUUGCCUGGCCCUCCGUCCGAUAUGAUAUUCAAGUAUGAAAUGAUUCAGACGAUGUGAUCAACAUUUUAUUAUCAAAUAGAUCCUUGUCCCUAGAUUGGCUUUGUGUGUGCCAAGGUAUGCUGGCUUGAAAAUGGGCAAUUCAGAUUCUAUUCUCACACCAGAAAAGCUUGAAGAUAUUGAAGAGCAGUCACAUUUUGACGAGAGGGAGAUCAAAUUUCUGCUGAAGACUUAUGCCAAACUGGAUCCCUCCCCCAAUGGCGAGGAUGGCAUCCCCGUGGAAUCUUUUCUCUCCCUCUACAUCUUUGCUGGCAAUGAGCUAGCAAGGAGAGUGGCUAUGAAGCAUGCCACUGGACCAGACCGUACCAUUCAACCAGAGGGGUUUCUCAUGUCUUUGUCAGUGUUGUGCAAGAAAGCAGAUUAUCGUGAGAAAAGCAAAGCCCUUUUUGAUGCGCUGGACGUAAACAAAGAGGGACUUCUCGGAUUUGAGCAGCUCUUCAGUCUAUACAAAGGCAUGUUUACCCCUGCAUUGAUGGAUGACCAGAUAACAGAGGCUGUGAUUGGUGCAUUGCAGAAGGUCAGAGGUGAACAUCCUGGCACUAUAUCAUACCAAGAAUUUCUAAGGAUGGUAUCACCAUCAGAGCUGAAGAGGAAGAUGACGAUUGAUAUUCCUCUACCAACCUGAACAAAGUUAUGUUGCAUAUAGCUUCUUGGUAUGAAAAUCAUAGCGACAACUGCUUCUCAUGUGCUGCUGCUGCUUUUGAUGAUUAUGAUUGUGAUGAUGAAAUAUCACUGAAGGUGAUUAAUACCCCCGCCCCAUGCCAUUACCAUGGUUAUGCAGUUUGCAACACAUUCAGAAUACAAAUCUUGCAUGUCUUUACUCGGAGACGAAUAUUUGUCCCAACUUCCAUGAGCACCGGCUUUGAACUGGGAAGUACACCUUUACCUUGUUAUUGCAACGCUCUUUGUGGGUGAUCCGUGUGUUUACUCCAGCGAUUAUUGAUCCUGCUCUAAUUCUGCUGAAGAUUUAUGAAUAAGGUUAGGAUUGUGAUGGGGUUUAUGAUAAGGUUUUGGACAGUGAUGGUGAUGGUUUGUACCUGAUCACUAAGGAAACAUGAUUGCUAGAAAGCAAAGAUCCAGAGGACAAAAGGAUUAACAUCCUCUUCAAGGUACCUGGUGAUGAUGAUAAAUGCUUUUACCUUUUAGCUCACCAAGUGGGAAUUCAAUUAGGGCCAUCGUUAUGAGGCAACCUCAGAAAACUGGUUCAGAAUAAUGUUGGGGUUGAGGUUAAGGUUUAUGUGCAGAUUUUUCAUAAAGAAUAGUCCUUGCCAGAGGAUUUAUUGUGAAAUAUUUGCAUGAACAUAUGAGUCAGUUGAAUUGUUGUUCUUGUAGACUGCAUUUCACUAACCUAUCAUAUCUAAUUUAAUUUCAUUUAAUUUUGUUUCAUUCUGUUUCACAUCUAUGUGCAAGCAAAAGACAUUGUACAUAAUAAGUGUUGCAUGAAUCAAUUGAACGAAAAACUACCGUCUAGUACCUAGUGGUGCUGGUUGCAUAAUAUUACUGAUUAAUCUUGACAACUCUGGUUUUUGCCAUUGACUUUAACACAGGAAGAAAAAAAAACUCUUGCAAAAUAUGAUCUGAGUUUCUCUGGUAAAAAGUUUAAUGCAACUGAGGCCAUGUAGCUGACCAUGUCUAAUGCCAUAGAAAAUGGGUGAUUUUUAGUCCAGUGUUGGUGUUGGUGUUUGAAGUAGAGUUUGGAUUGCAUUUCCUUGCUCCUAAACCUAUUCACAAUCCAGAUCACAAAAAUGACAUCUCAACACCCAGUGAGUGACUUUUUGUUGGGACCAUCUUAGUUCAUUAUGUUUGGUGCUAUGCUCCUGAAUGAUUUAAAAUCAAAAGCUUGGUUUUUACUUGCACUCGGCAUAGCAUGUUUUAAUGUAAAUUGCUAUGUCUAUCCAUCACCACUUCUGAACUUCAUGACACUCCUUCCAGUGGCUCACUUUAUUCAUCAUCCCAGUAUAGCUAACUGUAUGAGCUGUCAAAGGGAUUGCUACAUCAAGUAUCAAGUAAAAAUUGACUAAACUCCCAACACCAAAAGGGUAACACUGAACUUAAAUCACCCAUAGUCUUGUCUACAUCUCAUAUUGAUAAUUUUGGUGUUAUUCUUGUUUGAUUUUCACUUUUUAUUGAAAUCAACUCAAUGGAAGGUAUGCCACCUUCAGCAGGGUUUAUUUUAGAAUGGGUACCAUGCAUAAGUAAUUACCGACGCAUGGCCAGCCCUGCAUCCGGUAAAUUUGCCAUGCGUCCAGUAAUUACUUAUGCAUGGUUGUAAAAAAAAAUUGAAUUUUCGCCAAAAAUUCCACUAUUUCUCUAAAACAAAUGAUACACAGGUUUGUUUGUGCAUUGGAAGGACUAGUGAGCAUAGGCGGCGGAAGCGGGGGGGACAGGUCCCCCCCCCUAAAUUUGAGGUGGGGGGACGGUCCCCCCCUAAGUUUUUAGUUUUUGCUUGUCAAAUUUUUUACCUGUGUCCAUCACUAAAUUUCAGGUGGACCCCCCUAAUUCUUUUUUGCUUCCGCCGCCAAUGCUAGUGAGCAUGCAGUAACUAUGAAACCUAGUCUGUUUAAACAGUUCCAUAUAAUUACCUUAUGCUCACAAAACCUACCGAUGGACUCACAUGUGUGCAUCGUUUGUAUACUAAAACACUAUUCAAACAGAGUGACCAGCUCAAUGAGAUUGAAACCAGCCAUUGUAAAGGCCUCCACGCCCCGUAUCACUGUUAGUCCAGGAUAGGCCCCAUAGACAAGGGGUCGAACCUUGUUUUUUUAGAUACUGUAUAAGCUGUAAUUUUCGCGGGGGUUUUAUUUUCGCGGAUUUCGCGAAUUGCCGAUCGGCCGCGAAUUUAACAACACGCGAAAAUAUUGAC